AUGAGCACCGAGGGCGGGCCCCCGCCACCCCCGCCGCGCCCGCCGCCCGGCGCGCUCCAGGCCGCCCUGAUGAGCCCCCCGGCCGCCGCCACCCUGGACUCCACCACCUCGUCCUCGUCGUCGUCUUCGUCGUCGUCGUCGUCGUCCGCCUCCUGCGCCUCGUCCUCUUCCAACUCGGUCGGCGCCUCGUCGGGCGCCUGCAAGAGCUCGGCGGCGGCGGGCGGAGGAGGCGGCGGGGGCGCGGGCGGCGGCGGGAGCGGGGCCACCAAGAAGGCCACGUCGGGGCUGCGGCGGCCCGAGAAGCCGCCCUACUCGUACAUCGCGCUCAUCGUCAUGGCCAUCCAGAGCUCGCCCAGCAAGCGCCUGACGCUCAGCGAGAUCUACCAGUUCCUGCAGGCGCGCUUCCCCUUCUUCCGCGGCGCCUACCAGGGCUGGAAGAACUCGGUGCGCCACAACCUCUCGCUCAACGAGUGCUUCAUCAAGCUGCCCAAGGGCCUCGGGCGACCCGGCAAGGGCCAUUACUGGACCAUCGACCCGGCCAGCGAGUUCAUGUUCGAGGAGGGCUCGUUCCGCCGGCGGCCUCGCGGCUUCAGGAGGAAGUGCCAGGCGCUCAAGCCCAUGUACCACCGGGUGGUGAGCGGCUUGGGCUUCGGGGCCUCGCUGCUGCCCCAGGGCUUCGACUUCCAAGCGCCCCCGUCGGCUCCUCUGGGGUGCCACGGCCAGGGAGGCUACGGUAGCCUCGACAUGAUGCCCGCGGGCUACGAUGCUGGGGCCGGCGCUCCGGGCCACGGGCACCCGCACCACCUCCACCAUCACCACGUCCCCCACAUGUCGCCCAACCCGGGCUCCACCUAUAUGGCCAGCUGCCCGGUGCCCGCAGGUCCCGCGGGUGUCGGGGCGGCUGCGGGUGGAGGAGGCGGCGGCGGCGACUAUGGGCCGGACAGCAGCAGCAGCCCAGUGCCCUCCUCCCCGGCCAUGGCGAGCGCCAUCGAGUGUCACUCGCCCUAUACCAGCCCCGCGGCGCAUUGGAGCUCGCCCGGCGCCUCACCUUACCUCAAGCAGCCGCCCGCCCUGACGCCGAGCAGCAACCCCGCGGCCUCUGCGGGCCUGCACCCCAGCAUGUCUUCCUACUCGCUGGAGCAGAGCUACUUACACCAGAACGCCCGAGAGGAUCUCUCAGUAGGACUGCCCCGUUACCAGCACCACUCCACUCCGGUGUGCGACAGGAAAGAUUUCGUCCUCAAUUUCAACGGCAUUUCUUCUUUCCACCCCUCCGCUAGCGGCUCUUACUAUCACCACCACCACCAGACCGUGUGCCAAGAUAUUAAGCCCUGUGUUAUGUGAAUGGACGGAGGCCUUGAAGGCUGCUCUCCCUCUUCCGCCCUCUCCUCCUCUCCCCUCCGAGAGGGGGCCACUGGGACCUGCGACAGGACUCACUGUACUGUGCACACACGGGUAGCAGUAAGUAGAACGCGCCCAUCACUUAGACGAAUGCCCAGGGGGAGCCCCCUGCCCUCCGAUGUUCGCCCACCAGUGGAAGAGGGAACCGUUGGCAAGGCAAUAGCCGAGGAGUGGGACAGAGGAGGUUGACAGUGAAACAUUGUACUACAUAAACCUUUCAGUGCUAGGGUGGCCAUCGCCUUAACUGAUGGGGUCUGAAAAGGGAGUUGUGUGUGUGAGUGAGUGUGUGUGUUUCUUGGUGUGUGCUUUUCAAAAACAGGCAGUGCUAAAAGUACAGCAGUUGAAGAAAGCCUUGUCUAGUUGCCUGGCCCAGUAGGAGAUUUUUUUCCCCCACCCCACCCCCACCACUCCCUUCAGAUACAGGUGCCAAAGAACAUUGUGAAGGAAUGAAGAAGGUGGCUCUCAGUAUUGUGACAAUACAACAUUUUACAAGGUUGUUUUUCUACCACCGUAUUUUUUAAAGUAUUUUUAUGAUCUUCGUAUACUCACACUUCGCUUGUAUUUUAAAAGGAGGGUAUAUUUGCACUUAUGUAUACUUUUACAGUUUGCCAGAAUAUUUUGA
Molecule: messenger RNA, 2023 nt
Organism: Psammomys obesus (fat sand rat)
Lineage: Eukaryota; Metazoa; Chordata; Mammalia; Rodentia; Muridae
Gene: Foxf2
Product: forkhead box F2
Exons: 2
Coding region: 1-1344 (447 amino acids)
Biological process (GO): regulation of transcription by RNA polymerase II; animal organ morphogenesis
Cellular component (GO): nucleus
Molecular function (GO): RNA polymerase II cis-regulatory region sequence-specific DNA binding; DNA-binding transcription factor activity, RNA polymerase II-specific
Source: RefSeq, a predicted model, not a curated record